AUUUUAGUACCCGAACUUCUCCUUUGGCCCUCUCCCUAGUCCCUCCUCAUCUAUCUCGUUUUCUUCAACAAACGCGCAGGAUUUAUUUGCUGUUUUCGCCUUUUCCGUUGGGGUUAUUUUCUCCUUUUUCUGAAUGUGAAGCCAAAACAAACGCAAGAAGGAAACAAAGCCCGUCUCCUUUUGGAGCUUGUGAGUUAUUAUCCAGACUCCAGAGAGAGGGGAAGUGUGAGACAACUAAAACCCUUCUUCUCCAAGUCCUCCUCACUCCGAUUUUUUAUAGGCAUUGGACUGGCAGCUGCAUCCGCACUGUUUCUACCGCUGCUGCUCUGCAACUCUCACAGGUUCCUUCUCUCAUUUGAGGCAGGUCUAGCAAGUGAAUUGCUCCGCGUAUAAAGAUAGUGAACCUUACUUUGAUAUUGUAUUGAAGCUGUACCCGUUGGUCGACUGCAAGAUGGCUUGUGUCUCGCCAUAUUGCUCGCCUACUGAUACUAGAACUCCGGCGGGAAUGUUGACGGUUCUCGGAGGGAGAGUGUCCAAGGAGAAUCACUUGCUCGCGGGUAGAGCCAGCAAUAGCUCGGUUAAGCUCGCAGACGAUAAAAAUAGGUUUAUGGGUGCUGGCCAGAAGUCGACUUUCCCUAUCGUCAGAGGUUCAACUAACUCUCACAGUGUCAGUCCUUACCACAGCAAAGACCCUUUUCUGGAUCUGCAUCCGGAGGUGUCGUUGCUCAGAGGCGAAGGAAAUAAUGUGGUUUCUACCCCAAGGAAGGAUUCUCCUUGUGGCAAUCUCACCGAUAGCUUAGUAGAUCAGCCUACCUCAACAAAUUCCAGUGAAGCUAAGAUCAAAGUUAUUGGUGUUGGAGGCGGUGGGUCGAAUGCAGUCAAUCGGAUGAUUGAGAGCUCAAUGAAGGGCGUGGAGUUUUGGAUUGUCAAUACAGAUAUUCAGGCAAUGAGGAUGUCUCCUGUAUAUCCAGAGAAUCGUUUGCAAAUCGGUCUUGAAUUAACUAGAGGUCUUGGAGCUGGUGGUAACCCAGAGAUUGGAACUAAUGCUGCUAAAGAGAGCCAAGAGACAAUAGAAGAAGCACUGAAUGGAGCAGACAUGGUUUUUGUCACAGCCGGAAUGGGGGGAGGAACUGGUACUGGUGGGGCUCCUGUAAUUGCAGGUAUUGCAAAAGCAAUGGGGAUCCUGACAGUUGGUAUAGUGACAACUCCCUUUUCUUUUGAGGGACGAAGGAGAGCUCUUCAGGCUCAGGAAGGAAUUGCAGCAUUAAGAGAUAAUGUUGAUACACUGAUUGUCAUUCCAAAUGACAAGUUAUUGACUGCUGUUUCCCAAUCUACUCCAGUAACAGAAGCAUUUAAUCUUGCUGAUGACAUUCUGAGGCAGGGAGUUCGUGGUAUCUCUGAUAUAAUUACGAUUCCAGGACUUGUCAACGUGGAUUUUGCUGAUGUCCGGGCAAUAAUGUCAAAUGCUGGUUCUUCACUGAUGGGGAUAGGAACAGCGACAGUAGGUCAAACAAGGGCAAGGGAUGCUGCCUUAAACGCAAUUCAAUCGCCAUUACUUGAUCUUGGCAUAGAGCGUGCAACUGGAAUUGUGUGGAACAUUACUGGUGGAAAUGAUUUAACUUUGUUUGAGGUGAAUGCUGCGGCAGAGGUUAUAUAUGAUCUUGUAGAUCCAACUGCAAAUUUGAUAUUUGGAGCUGUCAUAGAUCCAUCAUUUACCGGUCAAGUCAGCAUAACUCUUAUUGCAACUGGGUUCAAGCGCCAAGAAGAAACUGAAAGCAGGCCCCUCCAGGCAAAUAAGGUAGGGUCAGGAGGAGAUGGCAAGGAUGGAAUGAACAGACGACCAUUCUCAUUUACCGAAGGUGGUUCGGUAGAGAUCCCUGAGUUUCUGAGGAAGAAGGGGCGUUCUCGUUUCCCAAGAGCAUAAAUCAAUCCUUUUGCAGGCUCUCCCUCUUCAUUUGCAAGCAGAUGUCGGUUUCCACAAUUCAACAGAGAAAACAUCCCCUUCCCAUGGUCCAUGUAGUAUUGUGCUGUACGGUAUCUCUAUCAGAGUUCCUCAAAUCAACAGCGACAUCUACAAGGUUUGUGUUUGAUUAUAUAGCCAUCCAUAAUAAGGUUAGGUAAUGUUUUUGUUUGUGGUGUAUAUCAUUAGAAUCUCUAGAGAAGACCAGUCAGUAGUUGUGUGUUUUCUUCUUCUUACCCCUGUCCUGAAUGCUUCAAUAAUCUCAUGAAUCUGAUCAGGCUACGAUCCUACGUGGCUUGUACAUAGUAUUGAUUCCGACCUAUGAGUUUAUAUUUUUCGAAAAUCAUGGAUUGGUUUCUGGGUCCAUAGACAUCUUAGUGAAGCUAGUGAUCUGUGUUUAUGGAGUAGCAUAGAAAUGAACAGCAUGUGAAAGACGAGGACUUACCUUUGCUCUCCGUAGAGGCAAGAGGGCUGUGGGGGGUUUGAGCCUAAGAGUCUGUUUGACCUUCAGCUAUGGCUGGCCUUCCCGUUCCUCGACUAGCCUGUGUUGAUUGCUUUCUGGGCAGCGAUUUCAUGCAUGCGACUGGUUGAUUUGGUCAUAUUCCUCAAUGGGUGGUGGACUUGAUUUGGGCCGUCUUUGUUGGACCCUAACCAUCAUCGUUUGUCCUGUGUGAAAUGGGCUUCAUAUCUGCAUUCUCUGUUAAUUAUCCUUACCACAAAUUAAAACGUCGAGGGAGAAAUAUUU
Messenger RNA from Linum tenue, 2705 nucleotides. Lineage: Eukaryota; Viridiplantae; Streptophyta; Magnoliopsida; Malpighiales; Linaceae. The record is from the annotation of a GenBank genome assembly.